Messenger RNA from Panonychus citri (citrus red mite), 1310 nucleotides. Its product is annotated as arrestin domain-containing protein 2-like. Gene Ontology annotation, cellular component: cytoplasm. Lineage: Eukaryota; Metazoa; Arthropoda; Arachnida; Trombidiformes; Tetranychidae. The transcript is spliced from 6 exons. Gene Ontology annotation, biological process: protein transport. Bases 318 to 1298 code for a protein of 326 amino acids. The record is from RefSeq and is a predicted model, not a curated record.
CUUGAAGCUUAUUAUGGCGCAGAAUUGUCAGUCAACAGAAUUUCACUUUAAUCAAGAUUAUUAUCUCCUUGUUAGAAACAAAUAUAAAAUUAUUAUUACGGCAACAUUAUGAUUUCUAUUGUGUCCAUAUCUUUGUAAACAAUUUGUACUAUCGUGCCAAAUACAAAGGGCUAAAUUCAUCUCACCCCUUGGAUCACCACCCUCAUCAUCACCAGAAUCACUAUCAACACAUCUGAAACGUUUUUAUCUACCUGUAAGUGUUUUCUAAUAUAAAUAAUAAUAGUUGUAUAAUAAUAUUCAGAGAAUAUAAGGUAAACAUGGAUUAUAUCAGUGAAUUUGAUAUAAGACUUGAAAAGGAAAUGUAUUAUGCCGGUGAGACCCUAACAGGUCAAGUUAUACUUCAAACGGUUGAAAAUUUCAAGCUCAAAGAAAAAAAUGAAGGAACUGUGCCUAUCCUCCCUCGAGGACAUCAUUCAUUUCCGUUCAACUUUCAACUUCCGGAAACUUCAUUACCAUGCAGUUUCGAGGCUAAGCCAUGUACCAUCCGUUAUUAUGUUAAGGUAACUCUGGACAUACCAUAUGCAUCACCGCCUCAGGGAAUGAAAUAUUUUACCAUCAUCGGUCCUCACAUUGACUGUAUGGAUGAACAAUAUUUGAAACCAUUGGUAGGCCAUGAUAAAAGGCAAAUCUGUUGCCUUUGUUGUAAACGAGGAAUAGUCAAUUUAAAAUCAUCACUGGAAAGAUCAGCUUAUUGUUGUGGUGAAUCAAUCAAAUUUAAAGCGACCAUCGAUAAUCAAAGUGAGGAAAAUGUUCGUCUUAGAUUAAAAUUAACUCAAUAUACAGAAUUUUUUAUUGAACGAGGUGUACUUGGCCUCAACAAGGAGGUUAAUCAUGUUGUCCUGGAAUAUCGUGGUGAUGCUAUUCAGCCCAUGAGUAGAUCCAAAUUUGAUAGUUCACAAAGUUUAAUUGUUCCUGUAAUGCCACCGACGCUUAAUGGUGUUUGUCGUCUUUUAUCAAUAUUUUACGUUCUCAAGGUCUGGAUUGAGAUGGAAAAAUCUGGUGACGAUUUACAUAUCGAUUUUCCAAUAACCAUAGCGACUUGCCCAUUUCGAAUACCUAAUUCGCCUCAACAGCCGAUAAUCAAAUACGAUCCAUGUUGUGACCAUGUUGAAGGUGGAUUAUAUAUUGGACCCGAAUUCCAAUUGGGUCAAGUUUACGAUGGUACAUUGGGCGAAGGUGAAUCUGUUGUCCUUUAUCGACCGGUUUAUGUUUGCGUUAAAAAACACGAACAAUCAUAAACGAAAAUUAUG